Dama dama (fallow deer) is the source of this 1113-nucleotide messenger RNA. RefSeq names its product elongin C (gene ELOC). Gene Ontology annotation, cellular component: elongin complex. Gene Ontology annotation, molecular function: protein-macromolecule adaptor activity. Bases 539 to 877 code for a protein of 112 amino acids. The transcript is spliced from 4 exons. Gene Ontology annotation, biological process: ubiquitin-dependent protein catabolic process. Lineage: Eukaryota; Metazoa; Chordata; Mammalia; Artiodactyla; Cervidae. The record is from RefSeq and is a predicted model, not a curated record.
AAAGACAGAAACUGCUUCAUAAAGAGCACGAUCUUGUUAGCAUAGAAACCGCACCCCCACUUUCCGACGUUUCUUCUGCAGACGUCUGCUACCUCUAGGCUUACCCGCAAAGGAGGGGCAGGGACAACCUCCAAAAUUACCAGACUCUUUAAGACUCGGCGUGAGAAACUACAAGUUCCAGAUUGCAGCGCUGACUCCGCCAAACACGUCAGUACCCACCAGAGAAACUACAAAUCCCAGGAUGCAAUGCUGCCUCGGACCCCCGACCCCCUCCACUCCCAGCAACGCUUCAAGAAUGAGGUCCCUUCGGAAAUCAGAUUAAGGUCGGCGCUGCAUGCUGGGAAUCAGAAGACCCAAAAUAGGAUUGGCUGAGCCUUUUCCCGGCACCGCAGUCCUCUCAGGCUGGCCCGUGGGAGAAGGGAGAGGGCGCUGCGCACUUCCUGUAGACGCCGGCAAGCAACGGCCUCGGCGCGUCUCCGCCUCACCAGGAAACUACUAAAGUUCCUGUGGACGCAAAGUAGAAUUUCAUAAGAACAUAAUGGAUGGAGAAGAGAAAACCUAUGGUGGCUGUGAGGGCCCUGAUGCCAUGUAUGUCAAGUUGAUAUCUUCAGAUGGUCAUGAAUUUAUUGUAAAGAGAGAACAUGCGCUAACAUCAGGAACAAUAAAAGCCAUGUUGAGUGGCCCAGGUCAGUUUGCUGAGAAUGAAACUAAUGAAGUCAAUUUUAGAGAGAUCCCUUCACAUGUGCUAUCGAAAGUAUGCAUGUAUUUUACCUACAAGGUUCGCUACACUAACAGCUCCACGGAGAUUCCUGAAUUCCCAAUUGCACCUGAAAUUGCACUGGAACUGCUGAUGGCUGCGAACUUCCUAGAUUGUUAAAUAAAAUAAAUUAUAAUAAACUGUUAACUCUUUUUCAGUAUUUAAUACCUGUAGUUCAGUUAGUACUUUUUUCAUAUAUAGCAUGUUGCCUGUGUGCAGUUGAACUUUAAAGUUCAUUGCAAAGCAGAUUAUCUUCUGUUCUUUUGCAUAGCAAUCAGAGUUGAAGUUUGUUUGCUACAUCAACAAAUUAAGGACAUUUUCACAAAUUGAGAAAUAAACAAAUAUACCAAUUCGUA